Messenger RNA from Strigops habroptila (Kakapo), 5317 nucleotides. It is a transcript of the gene KCNH2, whose product is annotated as potassium voltage-gated channel subfamily H member 2. Gene Ontology annotation, biological process: regulation of heart rate by cardiac conduction; regulation of ventricular cardiac muscle cell membrane repolarization; membrane repolarization during action potential. Gene Ontology annotation, cellular component: membrane. The record is from RefSeq and is a predicted model, not a curated record. Lineage: Eukaryota; Metazoa; Chordata; Aves; Psittaciformes; Psittacidae. Gene Ontology annotation, molecular function: inward rectifier potassium channel activity. Bases 635 to 4252 code for a protein of 1205 amino acids. The transcript is spliced from 14 exons.
GCCGCCGCCCGCCGGGCCGGGCCGAGCCGAGCCGAGCCGAGCCCAGCCGAGUCGGGCCGAGCCGGGCUGAGCCGAGCCUAACCGGACCGAGCCCAGCCGAGCUCAGCCGAGCUGAGCCCAGCCGACCCGAGCCGAGCGGGGCCAGGCGGGGCGGGGGCUCCAUCCCCCCCCCCCCAGCCGCUCCGUGACUAAAUAAGGCCGAUGCGGCGCGCACCGAGCGGGUAGAGCGGGGGGGCACCGGCACCGAUACCCGCACCCGCACCGGUACCCGCACCGGUAUCCGCACCAGCGCCGGUACCGGCAACCGCACCGGCACCGCACCGGGCGGGCAGGGUCCGGGACCGGCGGGCACUGGGCGAGGGGAGGGCCCAGCUUUAACCCCUGCGCGCCCGCCCCGCAUCCCGCCGCCCCCGGGGCUGCGCCGGGGCUGAGCCGGGCCCGGUGCAGAGCCGAGCCGAGCCGGGUCCCGCAGCCCUCCCCGCGCCGGAGCCGCCCCGGCGGCGCCGUCCUUGGCUCAAGGGCAGCGGGACCCCCCGCGGCGCGGGGCCGCCUCCCCGCUCCCGUUCCGUUCCUUCCCCCCCCGGGGCCCGGCGGCGCGGAGCGGGCGGCGGCGCUGCCCCAUGGGCCGGGCAGCAUGCCGGUGCGGCGGGGGCACGUCGCCCCCCAGAACACCUUUCUGGACACCAUCAUCCGCAAGUUCGAGGGGCAGAGCCGCAAGUUCAUCAUCGCCAACGCCCGUGUGGAGAACUGCGCCGUGAUCUACUGCAACGACGGCUUCUGCCAGCUGUGUGGGUACUCACGGGCGGAGGUGAUGCAGAAGCCCAGCACCUGCGACUUCCUCCACGGGCCCCGCACCCAGCGCGGUGCCGCAGCCCAGAUCGCCCAGGCGCUGCUGGGCGCCGAGGAGCGCAAGGUGGAGAUCUGCUUCUACCGCAAGGACGGCAGCUGCUUCCUGUGCCUGGUGGACGUGGUGCCGGUGAAGAAUGAGGAUGGGGCUGUCAUCAUGUUCAUCCUGAACUUCGAGGUGGUGAUGGAGAAGGAGCGCCCGGGCUCGCCCGACAAGGGCACCAACCACUGGGUCACCCCUGCCAACUGGUUCCCCGCAGGGCGCAGCAAGUCCUUCCGCCUGAAGCUGCCGGCGCUGCUGGCGCUGGCGGGCAGCAAGCAGUCCCUGCCGCAGGAGCCGCCCGAUGCCGUGGUGGUGGACUUCUCCAAGCAGAGCAGCGAGUCCGGCCCCGAGGACGCCCCGUCCUCGAUGGAGCCCAGCUGCGUGGUGGGGAGCCAGCCCGAGGACCAGGCGGCGCUGAUGGGGGACGGCCCCAUGGCCGAGCCCCCCGUCACCCACUCCUCGCCGCGCACCGACCGCCUAGCCCUGCACGCCGCCUUCUCCAACUGCAGCCUGGCGCAGCGCAGCCGCUCCCGGGAGAGCCUCCACAGCGUGCGCAGAGCCUCCUCCGUGGACGACAUCGAGGCCAUGAAGGGCGAGGGCGACAAGCGCUGCCACAACCGCCACGCCAGCACCGGCGCCAGCAUGCACCGCGGCUCCAGCACCGGGGCCAUGACCACGGUCCGGAGCGCCCUGCUGAACUCCACCUCGGACUCGGACCUGAUGCGCUACCGGGCCAUCAGCAAGAUCCCUCAGAUCACCCUCAACUUCGUGGACUUCAAGGCGGAUGCAUUCCUGGCCGCACCACCCGGCGAGAAGGAGAUCAUCGCCCCCACCAAGCUGAAGGACCGUACCCACAACGUCACCGAGAAGGUCACCCAGGUGCUGUCGCUGGGCGCCGACGUGCUCCCGGAGUACAAGCUGCAGGCGCCGCGUAUCCACAAAUGGACCAUCCUGCACUACAGCCCCUUCAAGGCGGUGUGGGACUGGCUGAUCCUGCUGCUGGUCAUCUACACAGCCAUCUUCACCCCCUACUCGGCCGCCUUCCUGCUCAACGACCAGGAGGAGGCCCAGCGCCACCACUGCGGCUACUCCUGCAGCCCCCUCAACGUGGUCGACCUCAUCGUGGACAUCAUGUUCAUCAUCGACAUCCUCAUCAACUUCCGCACCACCUACGUCAACUCCAACGAGGAGGUGGUCAGCCACCCCGCCAAGAUCGCCAUACACUACUUCAAGGGCUGGUUCCUCAUUGACAUGGUCGCCGCCAUCCCCUUUGACCUGCUCAUCUUCGGCUCCGGCUCUGAGGAGACCACCACCCUGAUCGGGCUGCUGAAGACGGCGCGGCUGCUGCGCUUGGUGCGGGUGGCCCGCAAACUGGACCGGUACUCGGAGUACGGGGCGGCCGUGCUCUUCCUCCUGAUGUGCACCUUCGCGCUCAUCGCCCACUGGCUGGCCUGCAUCUGGUACGCCAUCGGCAACGUGGAGGGGCAGCGCAUCGGCUGGCUGCACUCGCUGGGCGACCAGAUCGGCAAGCCCCUCAAUGCCAGCAACCCCCUCUACGGCCCCACCAUCAAGGACAAGUACGUCACCGCGCUGUACUUCACCUUCAGCAGCCUCACCAGCGUCGGCUUCGGCAACGUCUCCCCCAACACCAACUCCGAGAAGAUCUUCUCCAUCUGCGUCAUGCUCAUUGGCUCGCUGAUGUACGCCAGCAUCUUUGGGAACGUGUCGGCCAUCAUCCAGCGCCUGUACUCGGGCACCGCGCGCUACCACACGCAGAUGCUGCGCGUCCGCGAGUUCAUCCGCUUCCACCAGAUCCCCAACCCGCUGCGCCAGCGCCUCGAGGAGUACUUCCAGCACGCCUGGUCCUACACCAACGGCAUUGACAUGAAUGCGGUGCUGAAGGGCUUCCCCGAGUGCCUGCAGGCUGACAUCUGCCUGCACCUCAACCGCAGCCUGCUGCAGAACUGCAAACCCUUCAAGGGUGCCACCAAGGGCUGCCUGCGCGCCCUGGCCAUGAAGUUCAAGACCACGCACGCCCCGCCGGGGGACACGCUGGUGCACGCCGGGGAUGUCCUCACCGCGCUUUACUUCAUCUCCCGCGGCUCCAUCGAGAUCCUGCGCGGGGACGUGGUGGUGGCCAUCCUGGGUGAGCCCCCAGCAAUGGGGUCCUAUAGUCCCCACCAUGCCCGCCAUGGCCUGACCCCCCUCUCCGGUGCGCGUAUUCCAGGGAAGAACGACAUCUUCGGGGAGCCACUGAACCUGUACGCGCGGCCCGGGAAGUCCAACGCAGACGUGCGGGCGCUGACCUACUGCGACCUGCACAAGAUCCACCGCGAGGACCUGCUGGAGGUGCUGGACAUGUACCCCGAGUUCUCCGACCACUUCUGGUCCAGCCUCGAGAUCACCUUCAACCUGCGCGAUACCAACAUGAUCCCCGGCUCCCCGGGCAGCGAGGAGCUGGACGGCGGCUUCAACCGCCUGCGCAAGCGCAAGCUGUCCUUCCGCCGGCGCACGGACAAAGAUGCCAGCAGCACCGGGGAGCCACGGGGCGGGCCGCAGGCGCUGCGGCCGGGCCGGAGCUGCCAGGCGCCCGGCGCCCCACGCGGGCCAGCUGAGUGGGAGCCGUGGCACUGCGGGUCCCCCCCCAGCUCCCCGUCCAGCGACGAGGAGGAGCCCCCCGAGCCCGGGCCGGGGGCCGCCGCCCUGUCCCCGUUCCGCAGCGCCCGGGCGGGCGGGCAGGCUGCGGUGCCCAGCGAGGCCGAGGAGCGCGAGGGCAGCGACAUGUGCAACCCGCUCUCAGGAGCCUUCUCGGGGGUCUCCAACAUCUUCAGCUUCUGGGGGGAGAGCCGGGGCCGGCAGUACCAGGAGCUGCCGCGUUGCACCAUCCCAGCUCACGCCGCACUCAGCAUCCCACUGCCGGCCAUGAGCCGCCGGCAGCGCUCCGAGGUGGAGAUGCGCCUCGACCUGCUUCAGAAGCAGCUCAACAGGCUGGAGACCCGCAUGGCCGCAGACAUCAGCUCCAUCAUGCAGCUGCUGCAGCGUCAGGCCGCGCUGGUGCCGCCCGCAUACAGCACGGUCUCGUCCCCACACCAACCCCCUGGCCCCCCGUGUCCGCUGCAGCCCGUCCUCCCCAUCACCCCCAUCCAGCCGCUCGCUCAGGUUCCCAGCUUCCCGGUGCCGCUGGAGCUGCCGCGUGCGCCGGACACCCGCCACGAGCCGCCGCCGCCGCCGCCGCCACCGGACGUGGUGCUGCUGGUGGAGCCGCCGGCCGCGCCGCCGCGCCGCCUCUCGCUGCCCGGGCAGCUGCCCGCCGCGCCGGACACGCAGCCGCUGCACAGACACUGCUCCGACCCCGGCAGUUAAUGCGCAGGGACGGGGCCGGGACCCCCGGCGCGACGGGACGCGGGAUCCCCGUCCCCAGGACGCUGGCCGGGCCGGCGGGACCCAGGCCGCCGUCCCCCACGGACAAUCCUUCCCUUCUCCCUCCCUCCCGCCGCGGGAGCCCCUCGGCACCCCCCGUUAGCUGGCCUAACCCGGGGGGCCAGGCCCCCCCUGCCCCGCGGCUCGGCUGGCCGGACUGUCGGAUGCGUGCUGCUCUCCGCCUCCCCAUCCUCCUCCUCCUCCUCCUCCUCCCGGUAGUGCCGCAGCCCCUGCCCCAGCCAGACCCCCGCGGCCAGAGGCAGCGCGGCGGUGGGGGGAGGUUGCACGGGGGUGCGCACGCGUGUGUGUGCGUGUGUCAUGCGUGUGUCAUGCGUGUUUACGUGUGCUGCGGGUCUGCCUGCCUGCGCUCGCCCCAUGUGCGUGCAUGUGUGUUUGUGUGCGUGCCCGUGUCCGGGGGGGGGCCUCAACCUGCUGCUCCCCUGUGCCCCUCCACACGUGUGUGUCUGUAUGUACGUCUGCCCCAACCGCGCUUCCCGCCCGCCGUGGCACGCGUGUGCAUGCAUAUGCAAGUGCACACCGCGUGCGCUGAGCCACAGCACGGGGCGGGGGUGCCGUGUCCCCCCCUGUCUGUGUCCUGGCUGGGGUGACCCUGUAGCUGGGGGUGUCUGUGUGUGUACCUGGGGCAGUGGCGGGGUCCCCUCCCCGCACCACCCACCGGUGCCCCCCAGUCCCCGGCUGCUCCCCAGCACAACCAGUGGCACAGGGCAGGGGGUGCAGCCCCCCAGCAUCGCCCCAGCUCACGUGCCACUCCACGCACAGAGAAGGGGACGCCGCGGUAGGGAGGGGGCACAGGCAGGGCCGGGGUUGGGGGGCUCCUGCCCACCCACCACCCAUCCACCUCCCCAGCUGCUCGCCCCGUAGCGUGUGCCGUGUUCGUGCCGUUGUCCCGUAGCCGGGCGCCGCGUGUGCCCGCCCCGCCGUUUCACACUGCCCUGCAUGUUGCCUUCCGCGGUAGGUGCCCCCCCAAUAAACCGGACGGACACCCCG